Messenger RNA from Nothoprocta perdicaria, 2737 nucleotides. RefSeq lists its product as uncharacterized. NCBI's taxonomy places the organism in Eukaryota, Metazoa, Chordata, Aves, Tinamiformes, Tinamidae. The transcript has a single exon. The record is from RefSeq and is a predicted model, not a curated record. Bases 1 to 855 code for a protein of 284 amino acids.
AUGGCCGAGGCGAAGGCGCGCAAGACGCUGGGCGCCGUGGAGUACGUGGAGGCGUGCGGCUUCGCGCCCGGCCUGCUGCCCACGCGCAAGGACGUGGUGCAGAACAUGCUCUACCUGCUGCAGCCCAAGCGCGCCGGGCAGGCGCAGCGCUCCAAGGAGGGCGCCGCGCAGCUGCUCGCCGAGCACCUGCAGGAGCACUGGCUGCUCUGCAACCUGCACACCAUCGCCACCAAGAGCAUCAAGAAGAUCAUCCUCAAGAUGUACGAGGAGUUCACCAAGCUCUACCAGACGCGCAAGCAGAGGCAGAACCAGGCGUUCUCGGAGCGGGCGGGCAGGUUCAACGAGAGCUCCGAGAAGCUCUUCGACAUCUUCUGCGCGGACGCGCUGAUGAGAAAUAAGCUGGAGGAGUACAGCGGCAUAAAAAUGACUGUCACCGAGUGGAAGUUUCUCGAAGAUCAGAGAGGCGAAAGAAAAAUCUCCUAUGAAGACUGCACCGACAAACAAGAACUGAAGCUGAUGGAGAGAAGGCGAAAGAUCCAGUGCUUAGAGCACUUCAGAAAGCUUGCCAAGGAGGAGAAGGAGGGAAGCAAAGCCAAGGAGAGGACGUACAGGAGCGACGAGCAGUCGGACGAAGGCACGAGCGUGGACGAAUCCUGCCCGGCGGAGGAGGAGAACGGAGGGGCUCCGGCCUUUUCGCUGAGGGGGAGGCGAAAGCGCCGCUGUACCGCGUGGUCUGCUGGCGCCACGGCUUCCGACGGCAGCUCCGUGCCCCUGGAGUGCCAGCAUAUACGGAUGAGCAUACGGAGAGUUAGGCCUGGCUUCUACGAGACUGUGGACAAGGUGAAAAACUGCUAGCGUAUGCCRACGGCAGCGAGCCGAGCUGCUGGAGUAGCAGGUGGCAAUACACACUUGAGGCAAGUUUGAAACCCCACAAUCAAUUGGAAGUGAUUGCUGUAGAUCCCCAGGCAACACUCGGGAAUGUCCUGUCUCCAGGGGCGAGCGCCAGGAGGGCGGCAGCAGCGAGGACGAAGACACGCGAACGUGGAAGGGCAAGUUGUCAUCAGCUCAUGACCUGAAGGCUCAAGCACGGCAGAUGAUCCGAGGUUAUGUGGCACAUAAGCCUCUUCGCCCGCAGUCCUGGCUAUAGGAAUGUGUUUUUAGAAGUCUCUCACCAUUUCGGAGCCAGUAGGAGCCUAAUCCUGUAAAACAGGACUCUCAUUUACUGCGGGGAAAUAACUUGGACUUGUCUACAAUGUAAAAUUCACGCGCUGAAUUUUACUCCCCUUAAUCCUACAGGGAGUGCAGGAUGUUCAGCCCCUCCCAGAAUUUGGCACUUCUGUGAAGRAGAAAGCUAUUUUUUUAGCUUGUAUUACCCAGUCCUAGACAUGCAGUCUGUGAUUUUGUUAACAGAUUGCUCUCUUGCUUGAGGAGAGAGAGACAGAGAGAUGAGAUGAGAAAUUUUUCAGUACUUUGGUUUUAAAAGUGUUGGUGAUUCCGAAUGUUUUAUUCUACACAGUAACAUUUCAUUGAUCAGGACAAACCUUCCCAUAAUUUCAUGAUCCUUAACAUGAAAUCACUAAUCCAGGGAGUGAUAGGAGUGAGCCCCACAUGAAGCGCUCGUGUUCCACCUGCUGCAGGGGCAGGAUGGAUGGAGCGAUGCCAGCUCCACUGUGUGUUCUGGGGUGAGAAGAACUCGAUAAGCUCUUGCCCUGCCUUCUUGGGAUAUUGGGAGGAAAAAGCCUUCCCAAGAAUGCGUAGCUGAGGUGUUUGCAGCAAGAAGCUUCUAAACCUGGGCUUGUUUUUCCAUCCCACAUAGGUCCGUUCAGACAGCAGGGUAAAGAAGAUAGUUUUGCACUAGGAGUUUGUUUGAAAAAGGAUAACAAUCCUCUCACCCUCCUGUUUGCCCAAGAAGUGGCCUGUGACUUUAGAUUACACGCAGCGUGAGGGUAGCUGCUGUUUUCAGUUAGACUCGCUUUACUGGUUUUUAAAGAUGAGAGACUUGAACUUCCUGUGAAACCCAGUGCUGGAUAUCCGGUGAACUUCCCAAACCUCGCCAAAAUCCGCUCAAAAUGAAUAAGCAAAGCUCUGAGUGUCCAGAGAAGUGCUUUGGUAGAAGGAGCUCAAACUUGCCUAGUUUUCAGAUUUACCUUCCAGUGUGAACGUUGUUUUUCCCCACUCCAGUAUCUCAGCUGCUCCCUGUUCCUCCGCUCUAAACACCCUGCGUAUCAUUUUACUGACAUUUACUUGUGCUGUUUCAUUCUCUGUCUUUUGCUCCCUUUAACAAUAAAUGCAUGUACAAAUAAUUUUGACAGCUCCUGUAGCUUUAAUGAAUCACUUUGUGGACCGCUUUGACGUCCUAUGCCAAAGGAGGAAUGAAACACAAAGUAGCUGCCCUGCAAACUGAGGCAAAGCAGCAAGAGCGAGCACAGGGGAAGGCAGAUUCCCCCGUGUGCCAUCCCUCCUCCAAGGACUGAUCUGUCCAGCCUUGAGGGAAUUUGCAGCUUCCCAGCAAUCUUGCUCCGAAGUGACUGCUGGGAUCCACAAUGUGUGUCAUUGGGAAGCUCUCGAGGGUAAGUUGCUCCAAAAUAUUUAGUGCAUUCUGCGUCACUCUUACUUAGUGUCAUUGCAGGUGUGAUAACCCACACCCGUGGUCUGCAGCACCCUCCGGCUGCCUCCUCUCUCUGACGUGCUCCUCUGGCUCCCCCAUGCAAGCAAUGUCAUGUGUGAACUAUCUGCC